AUGACGACAGUCAACCUUGGGCCGCUCUCCAACUUCUCGCAAUCGCGCUAUGUGAUUCAUCUGUCGGACGGCAAGCGUCUGGUGCUAUUCCGCCUACCGUCUAUCGAAUCGCCAAGCGGGAGAAGUAAAAGUGCAAACGAAACCGAUGACGGCUGGUUGUAUUACGCGAUGGAGGCCGAAUGUCCCCAUGCCGGCGGGCCGAUGCAGGACAGCUCAGUUGACAUCGAAGAUUCGGCCUAUAUCGUGUCAUGUCCGUGGCAUGCGUACGAUUUCAAUGUAGAGACGGGCGAAUCGAGUGUCGGGAUCACGGCUUGCACGUUCCCCAUCAACGUUCACGGUGAGAAUGUGGCGAUGCAGUAUCCUGGAGACAACAUCACCGCCACCAAACUCGAGCCAGUGAGCGAGAAGAUGCGGCUGAAGAAGAACGAGCCAGCAAGCAAAUCUACUGCACCAACCCAGGAGACUUUGCCAUCUGAGCCGGCUCGGUAUCUGGACGAGAAGGCCACACUUUGCGACUGGUGUGCGCACAUCUUAAAUACAUCCAAUCCCGAGCAUAAGAUUGAACUGACGGCACAUCUGUAUGCGACUUUUACCGAGAGGGAGGGCUCGUCGUCUCCCAUGCCGCUGGGACGUGGCACCGUGCCCGCUCCGGCUGAACCGCCUCGUGAUGGACUGACGUCCGUCAAACCUUGGGAGAUGCCGAGAGCAGGAAAGGGAGGCACCCUCAAAAGUAGAAUUUCUAUGCUACACGCCCUGGCCAAUAUUGAACAGUGGGCCAUCGACCUUGCCCUCGAUAUUUGCAUCCGAUUCGCCGCCUUCCAGACGGAGGCAGCGUCGCAAGGCAGCCCUCGGGAGUUGCCCCGGACCUAUUUCCAUGACUGGUUGAAGGUGGCCAACGAUGAAGCCAAGCACUUUUCUUUGCUCCGGGCCCGUCUGGAAGAAAUGGGAUCCUACUUUGGAGCCCUUCCCGUUCACCAUGGUCUCUGGGAAUCUGCCACCUCCACGGCUCAUGACCUCCGGGCACGAAUCAGCAUCAUUGCCCUCGUCCACGAAGCCCGCGGUCUGGACGUCAACCCGAUGACCAUCGACAAGUUCCGCAAGGCCGGCGAUAAGGAAAGCGUGGACGCGCUGGAGAUUAUCCACAACGACGAGAUUACCCACGUCACAACCGGUCACCGAUGGCUUUCGUGGAUCUGCCGGCAGGAAGAAACCGACCCCGUUGAGGUCUUCCGCUCGAAUGUACAGAAAUAUUUCAGAGGCGCUCUUCGGGGACCCUUCAACGAGGAAGCCAGAGCGCAGGCAGGCAUGGAUCAACAAUAUUAUGAAAAUCUGGUUGGGUUGCACGGAAUUGAGGCAGCCUAA
This is a messenger RNA of Aspergillus steynii IBT 23096, 1362 nucleotides long. RefSeq names its product Rieske [2Fe-2S] domain protein. NCBI's taxonomy places the organism in Eukaryota, Fungi, Ascomycota, Eurotiomycetes, Eurotiales, Aspergillaceae. Gene Ontology annotation, molecular function: 2 iron, 2 sulfur cluster binding. The transcript has 2 exons. Bases 1 to 1362 code for a protein of 453 amino acids. The record is from RefSeq and is a predicted model, not a curated record.